GGUGUGCAUGCACGCAUGCACCGGAACGGAGACGACGGCGACGACGGGGACUCGUGUCGGGUAUUAUUCGCAGCCAUGAAUCGCGAGGGACUACCGCUACUUUUCAAGGAUGCCAAUUCCGAAUUAUCGCUUUUGUUCGCGACGUUGUGCGUCAUCGACAUCUUCGGCGUUUUCCCGAUUAUCGCGUUACCGCGCUCGAUCGUACAAUGCGGACUCUACGGGAUCCCUUUGGUCAUCGUCGUACUGUUUCUGCAAGUGUACACGGCCGUACUCCUUGGCAAAUCAUGGAUAAUCGCGACCACUCUGGACCCUCAAAUUUUCCGGAAAAAUCGAAAUCCCCUCGCGGCGGUUACCGAAUUGACUCUGGGUUCUCGAGCAAGGAUGUUAGUCACGGUUAUCCAAGACAUCACCGUAUUUGGCUGCAGCAUACCUAAUCUGUUAGUUGCCUCGCAAAACUUACAAAAUUUCGGAUUGAAAAUCUCCGGCCAACGGUUCGAUCUCUCAUUUUGCUACUGGCUUCUAGUAGUGGGCGUUCUUCUAUGUCCGAUCAUGUGGCUCGGCAGUCCGCGAGACAUGAAGGUGUUAGCGUCGAUUUCUUGCACAACGGUCGUGCUAACGGCGGUAUUGAUAUGGUGGUGCAUAAUCACGGAUGCUCGAGAGCUCGACGUCGGCCCGGUGCCGACUGCUCCUACCUGGGAUAAAUUUAUCUCCGGCUACGGAAUGCUAGCGUUUCAAUUCGACGUACACCCGACUCUGAUGACCGUGCAAGUAGACAUGAGUCAUCCUCGGGACAUCGACAAGGCUGUUAUUAUCUCGUUCUUCGUUAGCGGCUCGUUGUUCGUCGUCACUACCGUGUUGUCAGUCUUUAAAUACGGUGGUAGCACGACCGCCAAUGUUCUCCAAGAGAUUCCGGACAGUUUUGCAGCCAGCGCGGCUGUGCUGAUCGCGGCCGUUCAACUUUGCCUGUCCAGCGCUCUCGGUCAUUCGGCACUCUUCCAGGACCUGGAGGAUCAAUACCGUGUUCGAAGAGGUAAGUCGGUGAUCGGUGAACACACGAUCGAGCGUUCAAAAACUGAUUCGUCGUGUGCGAUUCGAAUUGCAGGCUUCGGAUGGAAACGAUGCGCCAUACGAUCGGCCAUUGUUUUUCUCGGAGUGGCCGUAGGCGAAUCCGUCCCGAGGUUCGACAUCGUGAUGGCGUUGAUCGGAGGAUCGUUGACCGGACCAUUGGUUUUCGUCUUACCACCUUUGAUCUACUCGAGAGCUAUCGCUCUCGAGGCAAGAUCCGUGCGACCUCUGACCCCCGAGGUGUACUCCGGUUCCCAGAGACGUCGCAACAGCGAGCAGAGCAUGUCGAUCGAUCCGAGGAUUCACUCGAAAUCUAUUUACUACGGUAUCUUGGGUGUACCUAAAAACGAAUUCCAAAGAUACUCGUACGUUUACUACGACGAGGAACUACUGGAUGACGAAUUCGACCAAGAUUCCGAUUACAAAGGCGAUGCCGAGCAGAAUCCUGGACAGAGCGAAGGUUUCAUAAUGACUAGAAGAGCUCGGGACGACCCGGUAUUCGUGGACGCCAGCCGACCGUUCAGAGUCUACAGGAGAUCCCCGGGUGCGCCGGAGCGACUCGUCUCGACUUCGACGAUACGUUUCGGCUCACGCAAAUGGAACGAUUGGAUCGGUUGCCUGAUCGUCUUCUUCGGCGUCGCAGUUACCGUUUCUUCGACGUACAUUAAUGUCAGAAACACCAUUCGAUACGUACGAUUCGUGCCACCGUGCAUCGUGAACGCCUCGGUAGUACAAAGUCCAACGUAAAUCGGUUCGCGUCGAAAGAGAGCACACAAAUUUUUCUACGUUUUUGAAACAUCAGAGAUACAAGUAUUUUUAUCAUCGAUACGAAAAGUAGGAAGUCUCAGUUUACAAUGUCAAUUUUCAAGAAUAUAUCACAAUUUUUCACCA
Molecule: messenger RNA, 1956 nt
Organism: Ceratina calcarata
Lineage: Eukaryota; Metazoa; Arthropoda; Insecta; Hymenoptera; Apidae
Gene: mah
Product: solute carrier family member mahogany
Exons: 6
Coding region: 16-1812 (598 amino acids)
Biological process (GO): amino acid transmembrane transport
Cellular component (GO): vacuolar membrane
Molecular function (GO): L-amino acid transmembrane transporter activity
Source: RefSeq, a predicted model, not a curated record